Molecule: messenger RNA, 9055 nt
Organism: Ctenopharyngodon idella (grass carp)
Lineage: Eukaryota; Metazoa; Chordata; Actinopteri; Cypriniformes; Xenocyprididae
Exons: 3
Coding region: 3181-4110 (309 amino acids)
Source: RefSeq, a predicted model, not a curated record
AUUAAUGGGUAUACAAGCGUGCUGUAUAUGUCUGUCAAUGGGCCAUUACCAGACAAAGUGUGCGAAUGUGUAAAUGUUUGCAGUCUGCUAUAUUAAUUAGCAUAUUUAGCAAAUAGCAACACGUUCGCGCACUUCACCAACCAAGCAUAUUUUAGCACAUUUAUGCCUAUCAUAUAGACACUACUUAACUGUAUAUAUGCACACCAAACAAGUGUGUGUAUCCAACUUAUUUAUGCGUAUUAAUAACAAGUCAAAUAUCAACAGAAAAUCGUGAUAUUUAUAAGCAUUUUCAUGAGAUCAAAGUUUGUAAAUAGGCAAAUAUAGAUGUAUGCUUAUUUAAAAUAACACGUCAAAUAAUUUAAGUAAAACUAAAUCACUUACUCAUCAGAAACUGUAUCUUUGGCUGGAUCAAGUCGCUCUUCAAAAUGCAGAUGUUCAUCGUCAGAGUCGUGCUCUUCUUCCGAGGAAAAAGUGAACUCUUCCUCACUGUCCAGGACCAUCUGAAGAGCCUGCUCACCUGUGUAGCGUGCCAUCUUCUAAACGCGCAGGAAAGUGAAUGAAUAUGAUGAAACAUUAUCUUAUGAAUAGAGCGCUCUGCGCGAGGGCGGGCACACAUUAGACAAGAUAAUUAGGUCAGACAGGAGAAACAGUACAUCUCUAUACUUUUAUACCGAUUACAUAAAGGGAGAAUAUUUGUUUUAGAAUUUUUUUUGUUUGUUUAAAAGUAGAUACUUCAAGCUUUCCAAAGACAUAUCUCUCAUGUCCGUGUGGCAUGUAUUAGCCGAGUAUUUUAGUUAAUUUUAGUGACAUUUUAGAAUGAUGUUUGCAGAGACAGAGACGGCUGGACAGCGCACCUUGUAUAUUUCAUUUAUUUUAUAAAAGCAAAAGUUUUGUUUUUAUUGUGAGUGUACACAAUUAAAAGUUGACAUUUCACAGUUUUUGUCAAUGUAUAACACUUAGUAUGAACCAAAAUAUUUUGUAUUUUAAGUCUGUUUUGCUGCAGUGUAAAAAAAAAAAUCCAGCAAAAAGCGCCGGUGCGUUUCCUGACUCCAGAGUGUUAAAUAGUCUCUUUGUUGUUGCAGAGCAAGGAUUGCAUUUUGGGUCUGUUUAAGGAGAUUAUCACAGGCCCUGGCUUUAGUGUCCCUUUCUUUCAGUUCAAUCUCUGCUCUUGCUAGGAGAGCUUUACCUUGUUGGAGUUUUCCAGUUAGUUCCUCUCUGGAUUCUUUCUCUGACUGCUCUCUCUGCUCUGUCUCUACAUGAAGCUCUGCAAGGGCAUUUUGGAGUCUCUCCACCCCCUCCUGUAGCUCUGGGUCCGUUUCAUCUGCCGUCCCACACUGGUCCUGGGUCUCGAGGAGUAGCUGAUCUAGGUGAUGUUGAGCAUGGGCCUGGUUCCUCCGGGCCUCCUCGGCCUGGAGCUUGAGCGCUGCUGCUUCUUGCUCCAGGUGGGCGUUGCUCCUUUCGCUAAGCCUUGCCUGGGCUAUGAGGUUGUGGGCGAGGUCGCCAACGAUCUUAGCCCAUUCUUUGUGGUUGUAGCUCUGCGUCAGUUAGUGGGAUUUAGGCCAGAUGUAUCAUCUUUGGCCAGGAAUGGCCACGUGGGGCCAAUUUGUGUGGGUGAGCGCCGGAUCUAAAUAAAGAUUUUGACCGCUUGGGUCGUCGAUCUUUUAUUCAGCUUUCUGUGAUCGCUCUUAUAGAUUCUACCUUUACGUGAACUGAAAGAAACAGUGGUACGAGGACAGAAAUGUCUAGGCCAGGUGACUCCACUCACUGACACUCAACUGAAACAACCGUCGCCUCACCACCGAGCACUAGAGGGAGCACUAUCUGCAAGUGCACAAAUGGUCAAACAAAUACAACUUAAUUGUAAAUUUAAAUUUAAACCUUGCUUAAACCAAAUUUAAAUAAUUAAGUGUGUAGGACAAGAGAAUUGGGGUCUAUAAUGACAAUAAUCAGAAUAAACUAGCUAAAAAAGCAGAAUAAAAAUAAGCAAUAAAGCAAAGCAAAAACAGUUCAGAGGCACUUGAUUUAAAUUAAAAUUAAAAUUCUCUUUAAUUAAAAUUUAAAUAAGUGUAUAAAAUAAGGGAAUCCGAAUAACAGAGAGAAAAGCAAAGCAGAAAUAAGCAAUAAAGCAACAUUUCAGAGAACUUGAUUUAAAUCCAAAUUAAACUGUUUAAUUAAAUUUAAAUUAGUGUAUAAAAUAAGGGAAGAAAUUCAAGGUGAAAUAAUUGAAGAUGAAAUAACAGGAGAGGGAUGGAGGAAAUUGACUUAUCUGGAAUGCCCACAAGGGGGAGUGCUUCCAGUAAGUGAACAUCCUUGUUGGAAAGGAAACUUAAUUUAAAUUUAAAUUAAAACUGUUUAAUUAAAUUUAAAUAAGUAUACCAAAUUCCAAAUAAUAGCAAACAAUAAAAUAAGAGAUGAAGAAAAAUUAUAACAGCAAACAAAAUUAAAAUAGUCAUAUUUUGAGGCUAAAUGUAAAUACAGUCUCUCUGUGUGUGUGUGUGUGUGUGUGUGUGUGUGUCUAUAUGUAUGUGGGAUGUGUAUUGGGGUUUGGGGUGGCCACAUGGUCUCUGUGGCCAGCAGGAGGCCAGUCCAGGAGGUCCUUUGAAGUUACUUUUGGUCCCAUGAGGUUACGAAAGUGUUCCUGCGAAAACUCUCUGGAGGUAGUAAACAUGACAGAAGGGGCUAUUUGGCCCAGACCCUUCAGAGCCCAUUCGUGAUUUACAUGAAAAGUUCAAGAAGCUAAAAGCAUUCUCAAAAUUCUAAAGUUGUUUGGCUAAUCUGAUCCUGUCCAGACACUACACUCAUUUAUUUGUGCAAAUAAAAUAAAAUAAAAAUAAAAAAUAAAAAAAAGUUUUUAAAAAAAAAAUCAAAGUAUAAAAGAUAAGAUGUAUAAAUAGAUUAAAGAACAGUAAGAAUAAAGAAUGUAAAAAUUUAAGUAACACGGUUUACAGCAUAAAGGCCCUUUCACACCGGACGUGAAACGAAAAAGUGAAUAGUUCGCAUGCGAAUAGUUUGCGUCAAAACCAUUCACAUCAGCCGUGACGCGAAUUUGCGACGUUUGUGCUCUGAAGGAUUCCAAAACAUUCGCCGCAACAGCUGAAUGAAAAAAAUAUAUAUAUUUCAACAAAAUAAUCUUCAUCUUGUUGAAAAAGUUGGUCAGUUUAACUGCUCAGGACAAACAACAUGGACACUUCAUCAUCCAGUGAAGACGAGCUUUUCAUUUUUUUUUUUUUUUUUCAAAGACCGAAAAUAAGGUUUUGGGUGCACCCAGUCUUAAAGAACAGAGAGUCUGAGGGGGAGUACGCUAAUUUUGUACAGGAGCUAAAACUUUAUCAUGGCCGGUUCCGUAGUUACUUUCGAAUGUCCGUGGUACAAUUUCAAGAGCUCCUCCAGACAGUGGCACUGCAUCUGACGAGACAAACCACAAACUUCAGGGAACCAAUCGAUCCGGAGCAAUGUUUGGCAGUCUGCUUAAGAUUCCUUAGCACUGGGGAUUCUUUCACCACCAUACCCGCCAGUUUCCGCCUUGGAAUUUCCACGGUGUCCAACAUUGUGAAGCAAACCUGUGAUGUCCUCUGGGAGACCUUAAAAGACACCUACAUGCCAGUCCCCAAUGAGGAGCUCUGGAAGACAACUGCCCUGAGAUUUUCUGAAAAAUGGAACUUCCCCAAUUGUAUCUGUGCUUUGGAUGGGAAGCACAUUGUGAUUCAGGCACCAGCUAAUUCUGGCUCCCAGUUUUUCAAUUAUAAGGGCACCUUUUCUGUGGUUCUGCUUGCCUUGGUUGAUGCUGACUACCGCUUCCUAGUGGUGGAUGUAGGGGCAUCAGGCAGCAACAGCGAUGGUGGAAUAUUUUCCAAUUCUUUAUUGGGACAGGCCCUAAAUACUGGGAGUUUAAACAUUGCAGAGCCUUCUCAUCUGCCAUCUGCACCAGAGCUGGGGGCGUUACCAUUUGUUAUUGUUGCAGAUGAGGCAUUCCCUUUGAAAACUUUUCUCCUCCGUCCCUAUCCUGGAAGACGUCUGCCAGAUGACCAGAGUGUGUUCAACUACCGGCUCUCCAGGGCUCGACGUGUUUUUGGCAUUCUCAGCCAGUGCUGGAGAGUCUACCAGCGCUGACUGCAAGUGGCUCCAGAGACAGCUGACAGCAUUGUGAAGGCAACUUGCAUCCUGCACAACUUCCUGCGAAGGGCCAAUGGGAACCACGGUGCAGAGCCUGACAGUUCUGAUGGUGCAGAGGGCAGUGAGUUGGGUGACAUUAGAGGUCUUCGAGGGAACGGCAUCAGCUGAGGCACUGAGGGUGCGGGACACAUUCAGACGUUAUUUUAACUCACCUGCGGGCCAAGUUCCAUGGCAGGUUUCUCAUGUGAACCGAGGUCUCCCUCAAUGACAUGGCUCUGAUUUAUUUCUGAACACAGGAAAACUGUUGCAUUAAAUGGAUUCACAAUGAUAAGCACACUGUAUUUGCCUCCAAAGCUUCAUUUAACAAAGCACGCUACAGCACGCUUAUCAUUGUGAAUCCAUUUUACACAACAGUUUUCCUUUUCUAUUGACAACCCCAGUUCUUAAAGGGAUAGUUCACCCAAAAAUGAAAAUGUGGUGUUUAUCUGCUUACCCCCAGGGCAUCCAAGAUGUAGGUGUCUUUGUUUCUUCAGUAGAACACAAAUGAAGAUUUUUAACUCCAACCGUUGCAGUUUCGUGUCUUAAGACAUCAAUGUGUCGUCACGAGCCGCAGGGUUUAAUAUUGAUUUGUCUGUGCAUGUUUUUUCCUAAAGACUGCUGCAGACCCUGUUCAAAAGCAUUCUGUAAACUUUCCUGUGCCACCUCACUGUACAAACUCUGCAUUAUUUUUCAACUUCAUUGCUGUAUUUCAAAGAACUUGAAAAAAGAAGAAGCUUAUAAAUCUGAAUAACUGAACAGGCUACAGCUACCUUCUGAAAGAAGUAGAAGCCUCAAGGAUGCCCUCCAUAUACUUCCACCUCUUCCUCUGUUUUCCAGCCUGUCUACUUUUAGUUUCCUUUUCCUCUCUCCUUUUCCUCACAUAGGUUUUUCCACAGUUUUUUUUUUUUGCAUCUUCAACUAAAACACAGUGCGUUUUAUAAUGUCAGUUAGACACAUAACAAAGUUAACAAGUCAAAAUCAUUCGACUAGAAACUAUAGCUAUCACACAAAGAAUAUAUAGUAUAGUAUUAGCAGGCCUAAAUAGUCUCACUAAAUUUUCAAAGUAAACACAGUCUCUGUCUCUAUCUCUGACGAUAAUAGUGUUAGCUUUCUAUCUCAAAUGUAGUUUAGUCUGCUAGCUUACUACAGCACAGGUCUAUACAAUGACAAAUAACUAUCAAACAACAUACUUACAGUCAUGAUAGCUGAGUUGGUUGGCAAUGCUACGCCACACAUUGUCUUUCAUAUUGUUGUCCUUGUAGUUUUUGUUAGUUUUGUCAAACAAAACGAGAUGCGUCGAAACACAAGCUAUUAGAUGAUCCAUCAUUGUUGCUGUGACAUCACAUUUGUUUCCUUGUAUUUGAUUGGUUGAAGCCAAUUGAAAAAAAUUGCGUCCAGUGUGAAAGGAUCUUAAAGCUUGUAAAAGACAGUUUGUAGGAGAGUUUUUCUGGUGAAGUGGUGAAUAAAACUGAAAUGCUAAUAUCCUGAGUUUCUACUGCUUUAUACUGCUGCAACUCACAUUGGAGAGCUAUCCCUAUUUUACCAAUGUAAGAUGUUACAAGUGGUGCCCCAACAUUUUAUCUCUGGCCUUGGAUGGUGAGGUUUAUACAAAUGCAGUGUUUCGACAAAUUAAAUGCUGUAGGCCGUAAAUGCUGUAGGCCUCAGCCCAAAUGUGUGAGUCUGCACAAGGCCAAUUUUAACACGUAGCCAUAGCCUGCUCGUUGCUGAUGCUGUGGAUAAUUUCUUCACACUCCAGUAGAUUUUCGUAGUCACAUAAAUGAUCUUUAAUUCAUGAGGUGCAUUUCCCCUGCCGCCAUUCGGCAAGUUUAAAGAGCAAUUUCUCUAAGAACAAAUUUCUGCGACGUUGUUGCAAAUGUCACGCCACAGCUGUGGCACAGAAAAGAUUUAAUGGCACAUAGGAUUGUGGUUCGUUAGGAUUUCACUGUUUGUGAACUUUGCGUUUUCAGUAAUUCAAUUCCAUUUGCAACAUUCAUUAGCCUUUUUCUCUGAUAACUGAAGCCUUUUUUAAUAACGCAGUGAAACUGCAUGGCCAUUGGUUUGUGCAGUUGGAGUAAAACGAACGAGGGGUUGAAUUAACUCGAGUGACGGGUUGCUGCGAGGGGACCCGACGCUCAUGAUAGUUGGAAGAGGAAAAAUGCUCUCUUUUUGAGUGUUUUAUUUUGUCCGCUAUCACAGCGGUUAAUUUGUAAGGGCGCUAGAACAGGCCCAGUGCUUACAACAAACACAUUGUCUCCAGCACCCGGAACUGAACGGGUGACUGGAGGCAUAAACGAGGCAGUUUGGGGGGUGGUCCUUCUUCCUGUCUGAAGGAUCGGGACGACUUCUGAGGCGCAGGGUCCAGCACUAUCUUGGGCCGGGGUCCCUGAUGCUUCGGGAAGGGAUGGCACUUUUGCAGCGCUGUUGAGGCUCAGGCUGUGGGGCAGGUUGAGCAGUCGAGGGCGCAGGUUUGGCAGGCUGUUGAGUCUGGCGCAGGCUUGUGGCGACUAGAGGCAGCUGCAGAGCUGGAACGCUUGGGCAGGAAGUGUUGCAUCACUUGGGACGACUUCUGUGCAGCAGUGAAGCGUUCUGCAAACCCACCUACUGCAGGUCCAAAGAGGCCAGUGGGGGAGAUGGGGGAGUCAAGGAAGAGGGUUUUGUCCGCUUCCUUGAUCUCCGUUAGAUUCAGCCGCAAGUGGCGCACCAGCACCACUAAACUUGCCAUUGACCUGCCGAUGGCCUUGCCUUUAUAGCGCACAGGGCCAGGUCGGUUGCGCUGCGCAGCUCUCUGAAUGCGGCUGGGUUAGGUCCAGACUCAUCCAUGGAGUGGAGGAGUUUGGCCGGAAAAACUUGAACGGCCGUAGUGUGAAAUGCAGAAGCUGCUUGGCCAGCGGAGGUGUAGGCAUGCCCAGCGAGGGCUGAUGUUGCUCUGCAGGACUUGGAUGGGUGGGCGACCAUCUUCUUCCAUCCGAUGGCAGUAGGCUGGCAAAGAUGCGCGGCCUCUACCUCGUCCAGUGGAGGCAGCUUCUCAUAGCCCUUUUCAUCAGCACCGUUGACCGUGGUGAGGGUGGAUGAAGUAGAUGUGUGUAGACGGGCCAAGUAGGGGGUGCACCAUGACUUAGUGAGUUUGUCGUGGACCUCCGUGAAGUGCAGCUUGAUAGCGAGGGCCCUGGCGGCGCCCUGGCAGGAACCAUUCAUCCAAAUGACUGCGAGUUGGUUCCUCUGGUGGAAACCACUCCAAUCCGAGCUCCUUGACUGCUUUGGACAGGACACGGAGAAGUUUGGCGUCCAUUCCAGCCCUGGCUUUGAUGGGCAAGGGGGCGGGGUCGUUCUUUAAGCCUGCCCAAUCUUCUGUGUCUGAGGCUGCCAAUGACAUGCUGUCAUCUAGGGGAUCUUCUUCAGACCCCCCGAACAAGACCAAAUCACUCACGAUAGCAGAGGGACGCUGGUGUGGGCGGGAGAAGAGGACGGGAGAAACCACUCUAUGUGGAGAGAGUGAGGCACGUGGGACCUGAGCUGACGUGAGCUCACUCAUAUCCUCUGAGAUCCUCUGUCCCGCUGUUUUUCCUCACAGGCUCCUGGGAGCAAGAAAAUGGGAGGCCGCGAGGGGCGGAGUCGCUCUCUGAAAAGAAAGUGAUCCAUGAGUGUAGAGAGGCGAGACUCAUGCUCUCUCAGUGAGAGCAACUUGUCUCAGUGAGCGCUGUUUCAGAGUGGGAUUUCCCCCAGACAUGAAACGCACUCACUGUGCCCGUCAUCAACGUGCAGGGGAGUCCUGCACGAGCCACAGCUGUGGCGUGACAUUUGCAACAACGUCGCAGAAAUUUGCUCUUUGAAAAUUUGCUCUUAGAGAAAUUGUUGCCGAAUGGCAGCAGGGGAAAUGCACCUCAUGAAAAUCACUUUCUGCUCUUGAAUGAAUAAGUUUUAUAACUUUAAUUGUACGCAUUAAUCUGUAUUUAAUAUUUACAAUGAAGACUAUCUAGUGUUAUUUUACAUUUGAUUACCUUCUUACCUGAAUAAAAACCUACUUAACCUGAAAAACUUAGUUUCAUAGCUCUCUUUAUUCUAUUGCAUUUAUUUGUGCUGCUGUUUGGAAUUUGUUCUUAUUUUAUUACUGAAUUUUUACUUGUUUUUUUUUUAUUAUUAUUUUUUUUUUAUGAAAAUAAGACUUUGCAUUGAAGAAAAGUAGAUUUUUGUUUAUGCUGUCAAUUAUAGUUCUUAGAUCGAAUCGGCAAAAAUCGGUAUCGACAGGUCACAGUAACUAAAAAAUCGGAAUCGGCCAAGAAAAUUGCAAUUGGUGCAUCUCUAGUACUUCUGACUCCUCAGUGCUCUCAGCUGUUGUGCACAGUGUUUGCUCAUCAAAGGAACUAAUCAGUGAUCUGUGUGCUGUGACUUUUUCAGAUCUUUGGUAUAAGCCACAUUUCUUGGUAUUUAGGGUAUUCAAGUGUUUAUACUUAAUUUAUCACAUCAUUCUUUUUGUAUUGAUAAUUACUGCUAAUUGGAAUUGUGUUAAAUUGCAUUGUCCCAUAUUGAUCUGACACAAAUCCAAUUGAUCUUGUUACAAUGACCAGACAUGUUGAUAACCUGACUGACUUAACUGACCAGUCAACACACUUUGCAGACCCACCCAGGUGGAGAGUUGAGAGCUGAAAAUGCUCUGGGCCUAACUCAAAGCUCUCUGGAACUGAAUAAUGCAACCAGAGCUCUAGCUUCAGUCCUACAACAAUCAGUAUUGGCUGGUCAAUAUUAGAGCCAAAGUUCAACCUGAUGAACAUCUUAUGCUUGUGGAUGCCUAUAGAACUACUUUCUAGCUAAAGGCGCAGGAAGUGGGUUACAGUAAUAAGUUCACAUCACAUCUUGGAUACAAUUCUGCAAACUAUUCAAAACGGUGUUCCUCCCAUCUGAUAAC